Molecule: messenger RNA, 981 nt
Organism: Sodiomyces alkalinus F11
Lineage: Eukaryota; Fungi; Ascomycota; Sordariomycetes; Glomerellales; Plectosphaerellaceae
Exons: 3
Coding region: 1-981 (326 amino acids)
Biological process (GO): negative regulation of transcription by RNA polymerase II; positive regulation of transcription by RNA polymerase II
Molecular function (GO): RNA polymerase II cis-regulatory region sequence-specific DNA binding; DNA-binding transcription factor activity, RNA polymerase II-specific; zinc ion binding
Source: RefSeq, a predicted model, not a curated record
AUGAUGGCCACACCUGCUAACCAUGGUCGCGACUCAACACAGCCGACUUGUCAAAAUUGUCAGACCUCAACGACACCUUUGUGGCGACGCGAUGAAUAUGGUGCGGUUCUGUGCAAUGCAUGCGGCUUGUUCCUCAAGUUGCAUGGCCGCCCGCGCCCCAUAUCUCUCAAGACGGACGUGAUAAAGAGCCGAAACCGUGUCAAGACCAUGCGCCCUGAUCUUGCGAACAAAAAGAAGCAAGCGCAACAACAGCAACAAGCCCAGCACCAAUCACAUGCCUUUUCAGGAGGAGACCCGAACGGUUUCGAUCUUCAUGCGCAGCCUGGCACAGUCGCGUCGGGUCAACGCCCGGUGCAGAAAUCCGCCAAUGGGCAGCAAGACGGGGGCAACUCGCCGGGCUCACGCGCCGACACACCUUCUCUAUACAACCCCGGCAUGCCCGUCUUUCAAGGGCUAGACGAUCCCCAGUUCCAGUCAUUCGCCAUGUCUAGCAAUUCCCCCAAUCGGCCGGCGUCACCCCUUAACGGCAAUCGGCACCUAGACCCUCCCCAAACCCACGAACAGCUCAUCGCGACCAACUCGGCGCUGAAGACUAGGGUUAGCGAGCUCGAAUUCAUCAACGAACUCUUUCGGGGACGACUGGGUCAGCUGGAGCACGACGAGGCCAACGCCAGGCGGGGGCAAGAGAUCAACGGGCAGACCGAGGCUCAGCUUCGAGCCGAGUUGGAAGAGAGCCAUCGCAGGGAGAACAACCUCAAACGACGUCUAGACGAGCUAGAGCUCGAACUUCAGAACGUCAAGGACGCGCUUGAGGCUACCGAGCCUGGAAGAGCCACCAAGAAGCCCCGUCUAACCGAACCCGAAGAGUCGAACAAUGACAACCCCCCCGAGGAAGCGCCUGCUGCUGCCUCUGCUGUUGCCUCUGCUGUUGCCGAAACCGUGGAAGCUCCGGCGCCUCAGCCUGAAGCCGCAUCUGCCUAG